Molecule: messenger RNA, 3607 nt
Organism: Vitrella brassicaformis
Lineage: Eukaryota; Vitrellaceae
Source: the annotation of a GenBank genome assembly
AUAUAGAAGACCUCACGUCACGCACAUCGAUGAAGUCAGUAAGUGACUGACUGACCAAACAAAAAGCAGACAGCCGCUCCCGCCGCCUACGUAUCAUCGGCAGCCCCUGUCCGUCAUCUGUAGAGCUGGCCAGUCGUUAACACUAUGACAUGGACACACCCACAUACACACACACCUAAGCAUGUCAGCUGACAAAACUGCCCCACUGCCCCUCCGCUAUGAUUCGUCGAGACAAGACAACCAGCCUGACAAACACCUCCACACACACAAUAUAAGACCCUCACCUUGAGGCAUCGAGAGCUGCAGUCAUUCCUACAUAUGAGUGAGUGGUUUGAGAAAUAAUUGCAUCGGGUGGAGGUGAGUGUGUCUUGAGUGUCUUGUUUUUAUGCACCCCUUGCCGAUGUUUUGUAUAUACACGUAUGUACACGUGGGCGCCUGAUUCACGUAAGGCAACUUGUUUCAGUCGGUAGCCUUUCUCCUUGUCAUGUGUGUCUGUUUCUCUCUGUGUGUGUCGGUGUGUGUGUGGGUGACGUCAAGCGCUCUAGAAUUCUGAUCUCUCUCUCUCUCUCUCUGUCUGUGUGUGUGUCUGUGUGUGAUGUGUGUGAGUGGCUGGGCAACGAGUGUGAAACACACACCGCCGUGUCUGUGUCAAUGUGUGUGCAGCAAGCAAUGCGUCACACAUGGAUGGAUGGACGGACACACAGAGAGUGUGGUGGACCGGUCGGCCUGUCUGCGGGCACAUAUAUGUGUACACAUUCAGAGAGGGAGGGAGAGAGACAGAUAUCAGCCGUCAGCCACCACGUGCAGCAAACACCAACAAUAGCAGAUGGCGAGAGAGAGGCAAAACAGACAGACAGAGAGACAGACAGACACGGCAGCCAGCCACUGAUAAGUGCACACACGAAUCGAGUGGCAGAUAGACAGAGACUGACCAGUCGGAAAACCCACGCGCACCAUUGAAGCCGUCUAUGUGGCCGACAGUGCCGCUCACAUCUCAACACCGCCGCCCAGGAAUGCAACCGGACCAGGACGAUUUGUGUGUUCAUCUGUGUGCCUCUUCUCUCCCUCAGUGUGUACGUUUGUAUGUGUGUAAGUACACAUCUGGAUGCCACGUUAAAGCGUGAUUAAAUAUUGAUUGAUGCGGCAUCAUUGGGCAUCUAUGCCGCGUGCGUAUCAUUUACACGCCAGCAUCAGGCAGCCCCCGUCCGUCAAUCUGUAGAGCUAGCCACGUAUGCACAGAGAGAGAGGGUUAUGUCAAUCAUUCAUACAUACAUCAAGUCGAUGUAAAGAGAGGAAGUAGAAUGCAUGUACGUAUAUACAUAGAUGUGUCCUAAGGACAAAACAUACACAGAUGCCAGGGGGAGAGGAGACAGCUGACGUGAGGCAAGGCAGCAGAGAUGGACCACAGGCACAUGUGAAUCCCACCCCACCCACCUCAUGCAGCCACCCAUCGCACCGCCACUGUGCAGCAUGAGUAAGGAGAAUUGGACUAAGUCGCUCAGUCCGCAUUUGUAUGUUCAUAAAAGCGUCCAGCAAAAACGCCUCGGCGACAGAGUGCCAUGCAGGAGCCGAACACGACAUGAAGUCAGGACGACACACACACAGAAAAGAAGGGGACCCAUCCGCCUGCCUCCCCACCAGCCACCAGCUAUACGCAUCAAUCAGUCGCCGAGGACCAACAAGCAGGCUAAAAUGACUGACUGCAUGGAAACAGUCUGUCUGUGCGUCUGUCUGUGUGUGUGGAGCAAGCAACGCGUCACAGAUGGAUGGAUGGAUCGAUGGAUGGAUGGACACAUAGAGUGGGGUGCACAUUCAGAGAGAGGGGGGGAGAGACAGAUAUCAGCCACCAGCCACCACGUGCAGCAAACACCAAUCGAUGCAGUCAUUCAUUCAUUCAUACGAGAGAGAGGCAAAACAGACGGACAGACCAACCGGCAUGGCCGCCAGCCACUGAUAAAUGUAUGCAUGUGUCUAUCAGGCAGAUCGACAGAGACUGACCGGUCGGGAAACCCACACACUGUAGGCCAUGUGUGCGCUAUCUUAGACAUCUAUAUCGACUCUGCCCAACCUGACAGACAAAUGAAAAAACAGAGGGCACAGUCAGACAGCAUUGGGUUUGUCGUAUGUGUGGGCAUCUUCUGCUCGUGUCAACCGUGUUUGGUGCAUACCUCAGCUGUCUAUCGCUCGAAAAGGAUGGCUGAGAUGACGGCCCCCAGCACCACCCGCGCCAGCCGAGUGGUCUGAGGGAAGCGGUCCUUGAAGGCAUCGCCCACACCACACACAGCCGACUCGCUGGUCAUGACCCACACCUGCACUGCAAACGAAUGACAGGGGAGGACAGCAGCGGACAGCACAUGUCCUCACAGCAAGCGAGAGUGAGUGUUGUAUGUGAUUCCAUGGGUUUGUCACCCUCCUCCCCCUCGCUGUGCCGUGCUGGGCUGACCAGUGUGGGAAUUGCCGUCGUGCAUGACGGUGAUCCACGCGACGAACGAGUGGCGGGCGUUGGUCAGGACGAGAUUACGAGAACUCAAGCCGGCAGCGAAGCGAGCUGAUGUCGUGGUGGUGCAUCCCUCCACUGGUGUGUGGGGGCAUUGCGUCAGCAGGUUGAGCAGCCGGUUGCUGUCGACAUGCCUGAUCAGCCAAGACACACACACAUUCAUCAGUCACUCGUGUGUCGUGGCAGUGCCCACACAGAGUGAUGCUCCGCCUCACCUGUCGAUAGCGCGGUCAGUGCUGCUGGCCUGGUGAGUCUUUUUGAAGUGGUUGAUGACGAUGCUCUUGACGAACGACGACACGGACGAGGAGUCCCAUGGCAAUGGCGCCAGCUGCACCCAGCCCUCGGUCAGCAGAUAGUCGAUGUUGCUGCGGACUGGGGGAUCGUGCGGCUGUCGGUGCUGCUGGUAGGGGUGGUUGGCAGGGAGAGGCGGGUCGAUGUCGAUCUCGAAGCCGUCCUGGUCCUUGAUGGCCCGCAGUGUGUUGUCGUGCUGGAACAGCUGGAAGGUCACGCCGUUGCCGAAGUCGAUGUGGGGGCCGACCAUCUUGAGCUGAGCCAACACACGGGGAGCGGCCAAAUACGCCUGCACACACAACACAUCAACACACCACACACCGAUUGAGAGCCAUCCAUUCUCCCUCCCUCCCUCAAUCGGUUGGCUUACCGUCUUGUUUGGGUAUUGGUGCAGAUCGGCCGCAGUGAGCCUCACAGGCAGCUGGCAGCGGCCGCACUGCCCCGCCAGCUCGACCGCCUCGCGCAUCUCACUCCAGCCGCCCGCCUCCGUCACACACAGCGCCGCCAGGAGGCCGCCCACACCCAUCUGCUGGUCGUCGAAGGUCAGCAGCUGCUGUCCGUCGGCCGCCCGCCGCAGCCCCGCCUGUGUGCUGAGCGAAUGGCUGAGCCGCUGCCGCAGCUGAGGCGCUUUGAAGAGCUGUCUGAGCCAGCGGCGUGUGGCCCUCAGCUCCAGGAUGUCAUCGAGGCUGAGCAGGUAGAAGGUGCGGCGGCCGACGAAGAUGUACUCGAUGGGAUGCUGCUGCUGCUGGUCGGGCUGCUGUUGCUGCAUGCCUGUCGAGGCCGUCAGAUCUGCAGACAGGCAGCUUGGCGAGAGAGAGG